GUUGGAAUUUGCAAGUGACGUGGCUUACCUACAUACUCGCCAUGAAACCAGUACUAAUAAGCGGCUCACGAUCAUCAGUCCGAAUCGAGAUUGCAAAAGAUUCAUAAAGUAUCUGUGACGUGCGCUCUGUUUCCUGGGGAGCUAUGUCUGGAUGGCGUCGGACGACCUUUUUCUUCCUCGUGAGUUUCAAGCAAUCGGUGUGGGAUUUUCCAAGCUACCAGGCCGCUCCUGUGUUAGACCAAGCAGUGGAGCAAAUCGCGGCGCGGCACUGGCUGCCAGGCGAUGUUCCACUACAUAACGUCGAAGAUGUGGGCGAUUUGGGUCUGGAUUCAUCGGGAAACAGGCUUCAGUCAGAUCAUACUCAGUUCGGAUGGACACAUCCAUUUGAAGGUUUUCUUCCACAACUAACUUAUGAUGAUGAAGAAACAGCAGGAAUCUUCUCUUCGGCCAUACCAUCUUUCGACAACUACAACUCCGGACUUGAGACUACUCAUUCUUCAGAAGGAGAGCAUGACCAUCAACCAACACAUCAACAGAAAGCAUAUGAGGCGGACGCCGGAUCAGUUGAAGAUCAAAUAAACUAUGAAAUUGAUCACAUUCCGAUCAAUCCGACCAAUGAGGAAGAUGAUAAAUGCAUUGAAAAUUUUUUCCGCAAUGCCAAAAACUUCCGGCUAAAAAAUAUCGAACAUCCACUUUUGAAUGAAUUUGUUGAGAGAGUGACCCAAAAGUAUGAAAGUGUAUGCUAUUUACGCAGUAUUCGAAGGAUCUCUAAAGCGUUCCGGUUCGAAAACAUGCCCGUCAUUGAGAAUAAUGGUUUUAUGGCUACUCUUCAUCAACACGGCUAUCAUGAGAAGAAUGAAUGCAGAAUCAACCCCAGAAAAUGA
Molecule: messenger RNA, 884 nt
Organism: Puccinia graminis f. sp. tritici CRL 75-36-700-3
Lineage: Eukaryota; Fungi; Basidiomycota; Pucciniomycetes; Pucciniales; Pucciniaceae
Exons: 5
Coding region: 144-884 (246 amino acids)
Source: RefSeq, a predicted model, not a curated record